Coffea eugenioides is the source of this 1452-nucleotide messenger RNA. Its product is annotated as cardiolipin synthase (CMP-forming), mitochondrial. The record is from RefSeq and is a predicted model, not a curated record. Gene Ontology annotation, cellular component: mitochondrion; membrane. Lineage: Eukaryota; Viridiplantae; Streptophyta; Magnoliopsida; Gentianales; Rubiaceae. Gene Ontology annotation, biological process: cardiolipin biosynthetic process. The transcript is spliced from 8 exons. Bases 135 to 1199 code for a protein of 354 amino acids. Gene Ontology annotation, molecular function: cardiolipin synthase activity.
CGCUCUUCUGACUAUACCACGGGUAACUUGCCACGUGUCAUCUUCUUCCUCUAAAACCCUUUGUAAAACCCUAACCUCCAAACUGUCCUUCCACCUUUUGCAACUGCAAAAACAAUGCUUGACCAUCAUCGGCCAUGGCCUUCUUCCGAUCAAUCCUUAAAACCCUAAUUUCCCAAUCCACGAAAUCCCCGCUUCAAAACCCUAAUUCUGUUUCUUCUUCUGCUAGAACCUUCGUCUCCCUCUGCUCCAGUUCCCAGUCCUACAUAUCCCAUAAUUCCAAUAGUAACAUUAUCAAAAACCCAUUUUUUCUUCGGCCCCAUUUUCUCUCUCCUAUCCCUUCGUCCACUUUUGGCCCUCUAUUUCUCUCGUCGCCCCCUUGGAAGCUAUCUCAAUCCGCCACUCCCCUUCACCUCCAAUGCGACGUCGCCUUGCUCAAUCUUUCACCCAGGGUCCCAUAUGCCCUGAAUAACAUUAUUACGUACAAACUACGGUUUCAGGAUUUAAACAGCAAGGAGAAGAAAUAUAGUGAGGGAUUUAAUGGGUCCAAGCUUGAUCAUGCUGAUUCUGAUGCUCUGGUCAAAGUUACUGAUAGCUAUUUGAAUCUUCCCAAUUUUAUUUCUUUCAGUCGAUUAGUCUCCGGCCCACUGCUUGGAUGGAUGAUCACCCAUGAAAUGUAUCUUUCAGCAUUUGUUGGUCUAGGUAUCUCUGGUGUGACUGAUUGGCUAGAUGGUUACUUGGCCAGGAAGAUGGGAAUCAAUUCUGUGGUGGGUUCCUACCUUGAUCCUCUUGCUGACAAGGUACUAAUUGGAUCUGUUGCUUUGGGCAUGGUUUAUAAAGGUCUUCUGCACCCCGGACUUGUUGCGCUUGUUGUGUUGCGUGAUGUUGCCCUUGUUGGCGGGGCAGUCUAUAAAAGAGCUAGCAGUUUGCAAUGGCAGUGGAAGAGUUGGUUUGAUUUCUUCAACCUUGAUGGGACUUGCCCUGAGAAAGUUGAACCUCUCUUGAUAAGCAAGUUGAACACAGUUCUUCAAUUGGUCCUAGUUGCUGCAGCUCUUCUGCAACCAGAAUUUGGUAACGAGGAAACUCAGUCAUACAUUACAUAUCUGAGCUGGUUGGUUGCUCUAACAACUGUCGGUUCAACAGCCGCAUAUGGAAUACAACACCUAAAGACUGGGUCCAAGUCAAUGACAACUUCGUUGUAGACUAAAUUUAUGUGCUUUUCUGGUUCAGAGCAAAAGCAGAGCUGGAAUUUUGUGUUUUUGCUUUUUCUUAAACAGAGUCGUGAGUUUAUGUUCACUUUUCUUGUAUAUUUUUUAUCUUUUUCUUUCUUUCUUUCUUUUGGAAGAGAAAGUAAUGCUUCAGAUGUAUUUUUGUACUUGACAGAAUCAUUGUACAUGAGAACGCAAUAUUUUAUUUUAUUUUUUUAAAAUAAAACACUUUUUACACCUUUUGCUA